Messenger RNA from Aspergillus pseudotamarii, 1417 nucleotides. RefSeq names its product putative iron-sulfur cofactor synthesis protein (Isu1). NCBI's taxonomy places the organism in Eukaryota, Fungi, Ascomycota, Eurotiomycetes, Eurotiales, Aspergillaceae. Gene Ontology annotation, biological process: iron-sulfur cluster assembly; intracellular iron ion homeostasis. The coding region runs from base 484 to 1077 and encodes 197 amino acids. Gene Ontology annotation, cellular component: cytoplasm; mitochondrial matrix. The transcript has 6 exons. The record is from RefSeq and is a predicted model, not a curated record. Gene Ontology annotation, molecular function: ferrous iron binding; 2 iron, 2 sulfur cluster binding.
CGCCCGGUAAAGGGCGUGUUCUGUUCGCUUGGUAAUUCCGACUAAACGAACUAGAACGAACGCAUCCCGCCGGUGCUCCUCCCGGUGGAACUCUGUGCGGUUUCCCGUGGGAAAUGACUUGAACGAUCAACCACUUGCAUCGAUGCUAUCAUCAUGAGGCAAGGUCAUUUGCUGGACCUCUCAAUCAGAUAACCAAUCCUUCAACCAUUCGGUUAUGGCGACUCGGGGGUAACGUCAUGUCCGAGGCCGGACCUAUGAAGGCGACGGAGUUGCUGAAAGGGGACUAGCGCCGGUGAAUUAGGCCGGGUUUGUCAUCGCUCAUUUUAUCAUAUUAAUCAAUCAGUUAAGUUCCAUCAAUCUUUCUUCAAUCAUCCAUCACUACCUCGGCCAUCGAACCUUCAUCACCCACAACCACUGGCCUUUCCACAUAACUAUCUGAUUCGCUUUUUACCACUCCGAGCAAUUGGUUUUACAUAUUCAGAAAUGUUCAGACGCCUAGUAACUGUCGCUCCCCGGGUUGGCACCGUCGUGUCGCCUCGCAUUACCCCGGCCCUUUCCGGCAUUCAGAGCCAGCCUAUUCUCCGGGCCCCUGCGACGAAGAGAGGAUACCACGAGAAAGUGUUAGAUCACUAUAACAACCCGCGUAAUGUUGGCAGUUUCAACAAGAACGAUGCCGACGUUGCCACUGGUCUUGUUGGCGCCCCCGCUUGUGGUGAUGUCAUGAAGCUCCAGAUUCGUGUUGACAAGGAUACGAAUGUGAUUAGCGAUGUCAGGUUCAAGACUUUUGGCUGUGGCAGCGCUAUCGCUAGUUCGAGUUACCUGACAGAGUUGGUGCGCGGUAUGACUCUCGAGGAGGCCGGAAAGAUUAAGAAUACUGAAAUUGCUCGUGAACUUUUCUUGCCCCCCGUGAAGUUGCACUGCUCGAUGCUUGCUGAGGAUGCCAUCAAGUCGGCGAUCUCCAACUACUAUACCAAGAACCCUAAGGCUCGUACAACCGACCUUGGAGGUACCGGUGCCUCUAUCCCUAACGUCAAGGUCGAGAUUGAGAAGUCCGAGGGUGCCGCUGCUACUGCUUAACGAAUUAACAAGCACAACAACCAAAUCACAAAAAAAGAAAAAUCGAAACCAACAAAAAAUUCGAGUUGAUACCAGAUGAGAUUCCCUGAACAGUUUUACGGUUUAUUAGCGGGAGGUUGAAAAUACCUUUUAGAAUGGAAUAGCGUGCUUGGACAGUUCGUUUCAUUCCGGCAACAGACUGCAUUGGGUACAGUCUUACUGCAAGGUUGCUAUUUUCUUCUUCACAAAUGAUUUCCUUUUUCUUUUUUUUUCCCUUUUCCGUGAUAACGCAGGAAGGCAUUGUGAUAUAGUCCACUUGAUGUGUCAAAUAGUCUAAUGAAAAGCACUUGCGUGCAGUGAG